Molecule: messenger RNA, 622 nt
Organism: Ictalurus punctatus (channel catfish)
Lineage: Eukaryota; Metazoa; Chordata; Actinopteri; Siluriformes; Ictaluridae
Gene: rps19
Product: ribosomal protein S19
Biological process (GO): ribosomal small subunit assembly; translation
Cellular component (GO): ribosome; cytosolic small ribosomal subunit
Molecular function (GO): RNA binding; structural constituent of ribosome
Source: RefSeq, marked provisional
GUCCGCAAGCAAGAUGCCAGGCGGUGGUGUAACAGUAAAAGACGUCAACCAGCAGGAGUUUGUCCGGGCGCUGGCUGCCUUCCUGAAGAAGUCAGGAAAGCUGAAGGUGCCAGACUGGGUGGAUAUUGUUAAGUUGGCUAAGCACAAGGAGCUGGCACCCUGUGAUGACAACUGGUUCUACAUCAGAGCUGCCUCCACAGUACGUCACCUUUACCUGCGUGGUGGUGUCGGCGUAGGCUCCAUGAUCAAGAUCUAUGGAGGUCGUAAGAGGAACGGCGUGUGCCCCUCUCACUUCAGUGUGGGCUCCAAGAAUGUGGCUCGCAAAGUGCUUCAGGCCCUGGAGGCUCUUAAGAUGGUUGAGAAGGACCCCAACGGUGGCCGCAGACUGACCCCACAGGGCACCAGGGACCUGGAUAGAAUCGCUGGCCAGGUUGCAGCUGCAAGCAAGAAGUCUUGAAAUGUAAAAUAAACUUUGAGAACUUGAACUCUGUUUUGUGUGAUCUGUGGUUAGAAGGAUUCUUCCAUAACAAGGUUAUUUGGGAGGACUGUCCAAGGACUUGUGGGAAUCUGAAUUUUUUUCCCCCCUCAACUUUGUCAACUUAAAAAUAAAAAAAAAUAUCAA